AUUCAUCUGCAUAAAAAAUAGUUUUCUGUUUCAACCAACAAGAGAUUUUAAAUAGAAACUAACAAAUGCUCAAUCUGAGUUACAAGUGAUAAAAUAACAACCAAUCAAACAUCUACCAACUUGUUAAUUUUCAAUGAAAACAAAGAUCGAAAUCACUCAUACUAGUACAUGAAGUUUCCGUUCAACAUAACUACUAGCAAACCAUUCACGUUAGAACUAAUAUUUGUAUUUGUAAAUCUUUGGUAAACCAACCGAGAGCUAGUGGCACAUUGUUGUUAUAUCCAUCCUAUCCAUCAGUUUGCGAGAACGUUCAUUCCAAAGCAUCGUGACCGCCUCCAUUGAUAUCGAAACCGAAUGCUGACACGCCGAGAGCCAGCAAUUGAGAAUCUGCUGGCGAGAACACACGUUCCGUUUCGUUCGAUUCGUUUAUCCGAUUCCGAGUUGUUUGUUUUCUUUAAAAAAAAAACGCCGAGAACUUUAGUUUGAUGGUGCGGUGCGCGGUUGAAUAUUAAAACGUUCCGAUCGGUUGUGGCUAUUAGUGGCGGCGGUGGAGGAGGCACGAUGAUACGCGCGGCAAUGUUGACCAAGAACAUCCAACCAACAACGUGAUGCGUCAUAUCGGUACGAGAACCUUGAUCAUUUAUGGUGGUGCUACUAGAGAACACAAACAGAAACGACCGUUUUGAAUCAAGAAGUGUCCUAAUGGCCAACACAAACGGGACUUGUCCGAAACACACAAGAUAAGUACAACAAUUUUAUAAUCAGGCACCCAACUCUUUCUACUACUUUGCUAAUAGAUAAUGCAAUAUGCAUACUUCAAUAUCAAUUAUAUGUUUGUUUGCGCCUUUAUUUAUGACACUAUUGAAGCAUUCGUGUCGCCGCGAAAUAGUUUACAAUUUAUCUUAUUCACAUUUUUCAAUUCACUUUACUGCCCCCACUCGCAUAACAGUCCCAUUUGCAAAAAGUAGGAAUUGAGAAAACGGCAUUUGAAGUCUGAAAACUUUUUUCCAUAUAAAACAUUGAAAAAUCGCCAAAAUUUGAAAAAUAUUUCGAUCAUCUCGAAACUUUCACAGAUUGCUUUGCACAUGAAUAUAUAACUGUAAAAAAUAUUACAAUCACUACAAAGUUGUUCAAUUUUGUGUUACGUAACACCAAAAUUCAUGAUGGGACGGUUAUGCGGGUACUUUUGAUAUGGGAUGAUCAUAACUUGGUAUUUUUUUCACACAUUGACAUAAAAAUUCGUAGUUUUUAUUGUUGUUUUUGGAAGUACAUCAAACAUGAUGACUAUUCAUAACGUUAACUCAAAAGUGAUGAAAAGUCAAAUGGGACUGUUAUGCGAGUGGGGGCAGUUUAAAGUAUCUAACACUGCUUUUACAAUUGUGUAUGUAAACUUGUAUCUUAAUUAUAUUCAUUAUUAAUAGUAGUCUGAUAAUCUAAGUCUAGUGAUUUUUUCCCAAGGAAUAGAAAGAGUUGGUGUCAUAAUCAAUACAAUACUUGAAACUGGAAACUCCUUAUUUCCCCCUAUGGGUUAUAGGUAGGGGCGGGACAUUCGAGCCUACUCAUCAGUGGAAAGGACUUGAUAUGCUAAUCGGUUUAGCAUAGGGCAGAUACAAGUCUACUGGUAGACGUAUCGCCCAGCGAAACAACGCAGAUUGGCCACGGCCCGGGGGUGCGUUGAUUAUAACAGAAUAACAGAAUAACAGAAUCAACAAUAUUUAUGGUUGAUGGUUUGACAGCUCACUUACUCCUAUGGUAUUUCGUUGUUGUAAGGGGCUGUCCAUUUAUUACAUAAGGGAUUUUUUACGAUUUUUCGACACCCCCACCCCCCAUUGUAAGAUUUUUUGUAUGGGAGUCCGAAAACUUUCGUAUGGUCCGUAAGAUUUUUCAAACCCCCCUCCCCCCAUAAACCCUUACGUAAAUAAUGGACGGCCCCUAAAGACUGGAACGAGCAAAUUUUGGUCAUACAUUUUUUUCAUAACUUUGGACUGCGUACACCAAAAUAGCUGAUUUUUGGAUCAGUAAGUGCACAUUGUAUGUAGCUUAUACCAUAAAAUUUUCAUCAAAAUCGGUUUAGUAUUUGCGGAGAUAUUAUUGAAUCGUAAGCUCUGCAAUUUUAAAGUUUUGUACAAUGAGGAUUAAAAAAAAGAACACAUUUUUACUGUUUUAUGUAUAUAUCUAGAAAAAGUUAACCGAUUACAGUAUAAUUCGUAAUAAUAAAAAAUCCACAAACCAGCAGCGCUUCGAAGGCCGUUAUGCGAUAUCAUUACAGCUAGAAGCUGUAAUAAAGAAACUGUUGGUAUGCCAACACGGCUUGUCGGGUGUAAAUAUUAUUGUCAAAACAAACUUCAAGCGGGAUAUAUAACUACUACACAAAUACUUUACAGCUAUCGAUCUUUGUGCUGUGAAAUUAUUUGGGUUGCUUGUAUAGCACUUCAAUCCAACUCCGGAUAAUUUGCCGGAAGAUGUGCAAAUCGAAUAAGAGUUCCAACCAAUAAAACAACUGCUUUUAUACAGUACGUUUUGCAGCGCUUCGUAGCUAUUUAAAGAACAUUCUUUCAGCUAGAAGCUGUGACUUGCUUGCGUGAAGAAGCUACGGAACACGGUGGCCUAUAGCCAAUCAAGACAACCGAGGUAAUGAAUAUGCUAAAAGGGUUAUACGUAUUAGUAUAAUAGAAUUAUCGCCACAGCAAAUGAGGAGUAAUCUUCAGCAUGGAAUUUUAAAGCCACAAUAAAAUAUAUUGUUCAGAAAUUAAAUGAAGUUUAUACUCUUGAAACAUAUACUAAUAUGGUGUUCAAAAAUAUUUCAGAUUUGAAUACAUCUCCCACACCGAAAUGAUUUACGUGCAAAAUGUCCCAUCAUCAAAUUCUAGCGAAGCUUCAUCUCAUUGCUCUAUUUUUGUGGAUUGUUAUGAAAUAUCAGCCGGAGGAAAGGAUAUCCACAGUCCAGUUGCUAACGCAGCAGUGCCUAUAUGAUACUACCAUUAUCUGCCCGGAAUGCUUUCCGGAACCGGUCAACUGCAGCUAUUUCGAAAACUUCAUAGCCAUCGACGACAACGAACUAUUGGGAGGGAUAGUGAACCGUUUCGACCAGCAUGGUGUUCGAUAUGGUACUUUGACGAAUAGCGAGCAGAGAAUUGUAAUUAAGAAUCUCAAUAGGAAGGGUGUUGUGCAAGAAUCAAUAGGCUCGGUAUGUAAUGAACUGGAUAUUGCUGAAACAGAAAACUGCCAAAUACUAAAUGGAGAAGCAUUUCUUCGAGCACUUCGUAGCCGUGUACUGGAUGAGAACCUACUGGAAGGUGCCAUAUUUUGUCCAGCUAUGGAUGAGCAAGCUUUGGACAAGUUCUUGGGGCUGACUGAUGAAUGCGAUUUGAAUAAAGUCUUAUUGAUGCGAGUAAAUGCUCAACCACUGCUAUUGAAGAUACUGAAGGAGAGUAAUUUUCCAAUACCAAAGUUCAUAUUCCAAGGAGGGUUUACCUUAGUGGAAAGUUACGAAGGCGAAACAUUGGCCAAAUUUUAUGAUAGACCGUUGAAGGACCGAUUGUUGAUAGCUAAUGAACUCAUAAAGGCAAGCCUGAAUUUUACCACGGGUUUUUACAGCUUCAGGUUUUACCUAACGGAUAUUAGUCCAGAUAACAUUGUGGUACACAUGUCUUCCCCCAACGAGAUAAAAGUUGUAUUUGUAGAUCUGAAUAAUGUGAUUAUACUAGACAGCCAUAGUAAAAGACUGAAUCAACAGAAACACACACAUGCUCGAAUCGAUUGCGAUGGUUGUUUUGCCUAUGUCCAAGAGGACAUUUGUACUCACCAAAGCAGUGAUAUUAAUUUGUUUGCAGUUUGUCAGUUACUCUUAGAAAACCUGAAUGGAGACAGCGGAAGAGGGUUUCUGCACAGCUUGGGAGCUGGCCCCAAAGAAGAAACUCUGCGAACUUUACUACAACAUUGCGUUUACUGCCAACCACCCUACUGUGAGGAUCGUCAGGAGCUUCUUCAACGGAUAAUGAAAACUAUACAAGACGUUGUAUACUAAUAUGCCUUGGAAUAAAUAUAAGUUUUAAAAUUCUUA
Aedes albopictus (Asian tiger mosquito) is the source of this 4063-nucleotide messenger RNA. RefSeq lists its product as uncharacterized. The transcript has 5 exons. The coding region runs from base 2849 to 4027 and encodes 392 amino acids. NCBI's taxonomy places the organism in Eukaryota, Metazoa, Arthropoda, Insecta, Diptera, Culicidae. The record is from RefSeq and is a predicted model, not a curated record.